Molecule: messenger RNA, 1571 nt
Organism: Polistes dominula (European paper wasp)
Lineage: Eukaryota; Metazoa; Arthropoda; Insecta; Hymenoptera; Vespidae
Source: RefSeq, a predicted model, not a curated record
CAACAGAUCAACGAAAGAAUCAACAGUAUUCGGAUCGAUAAUAUUAAUCGAUUAAAGUUAUAUAUAUAUAGUGAUAAAUAUAGUGAUAUAGUUUUAUUAAAUGAUCUAUUAAUAAUGAUCUAUAAUAAUACAAAUUUGUGUUCUCCAAUAGAAGAUAUAAGAGCUGUGAUGAUUACAACAGUAUUGAUCACAAAAUACAUCAUCAAUAAAAGUGAAAUAAAAUUUUCUACGUAACUUUAUUUAGAAUACUAUUGAUGGUAUUCUAGAUUCAAAUAAUAUUAUAAUAAUAUUAUUAUAUAGUCAACUAUAAACAUUUUAUUUUAAUUCAAUUGAUAAAUAUAAUACAUUGGAAGUGUGUUAGUGUUUGAAAGAUUAAGAUUUCAAUUAGAAUUACAAAUAUUCAUUGAUAUCUUCCAGUGAAGAUUAUAAACAACACGAUUUAUAAUAAAUCAUAAAAUAUAUAUAUAUUUAUAUUUAUAUAUAUAGAUCAUUUUGUUGUUGUUGUAAAAAUGAAAGAAGAUCGAGAAAGGAUCAGAAGAUUGAAAGGUGAUGGUUUAUUACUACAAAUGGAUUCCAAUAAUCGAAUACUCGAGGUAACAGGAGAUGGUUGUAAAAUAACCAUGAGCAAAAAUUGUGGAAGCGUUCGUGUCGUCGGUGAUGGAUGUUUAAUCAAGGUCAAACAUAAUGCAGGUGACAUUGUAUACACUGGUGAUGGUGGUCGCGUUGUUUUGGGACCAAAAUCAUCGAAAGAUAAAGUUCAAUAUUUUGGGGUUGGUGGAAAAAUAAUUUUGGAUUCUGAAUCGAUGGAUGUUAAUAAUUCUAACGUGAAACAAAAUACCAAGGAAUCAUCUGCAACCUUGAAAAAUUAUCUUGGAAUGGAUAAAACGAAGAAAAUUGUGAAGAAAACGAAACAAGUUGACAAUUCUUCUGAUUCAUCGAAUUCUGAUACGAAAGAAACCAAAAAGGUUUCCAUUAAAAAUUGUAAUCUCAGAAAUGAGAUGAAAGAUAAAAAUAAUUGUAAAAUUCAAGAUAAAGACAAAGAAACGAAUAAUGCGAAACAUGAUAGAACUAUUUUUGUAACAACAACUACAACUACAACUACAACUACAACAACAAGCAACAACAAAUCUGGAAAUUUGUUCGAAGUUAACAAAUGGUUCGUUUCACCGACUUCGGUUGUACGAAGUUUUGUUGAAAAUGUUCCUACAGUAACUGUUUAUAAAAAAAAAGUUACGAAAAAUUCGACAAAAAAAUAAUUUAUUUUAUUUAUUUAUUAUUUAAUUUAUAUCAAAUCGAACACACAGGGUUAUAAUUUGGCUUGUCAUUUUCUUAAUUUGUUAUAUAUUCAUUGGAUACGCGUUAUAAUAAUUACAAAUGAGAUAAUCAUAUGAUUAUAACUUAAUGUUUAUAUCUUGCCAAUAUAGUUUAAAUAUCACACACAUGAGUGUUCUAAUAUAAUAAUAUUGUUUUUUUUUUUUUUUAAGAAAGAUUAUUUAUUAAAUUGACUGAUUUCAUGUAUACGAACCUACUACCUCAUACCAAAAUACUAAACGUAUUAUUAAAAUAUCAAU